AUGCUUUCCAUCGCUUUCUUUGUAUGGCUGCUACUUUUACCAUUUUCUCGAGGAGUCAUAACUACACAACUCAUUACAGUAACAGAUGCUGCGGGUGCUGUUGCAAUACAAACAUCUAUCUUUGAUCCAGCUACAGUUGCUGCUGCUGCAGUAGAUGCGGUUACAGCAGCAGGACUUGUAACAACAACAAAUGCAGUUGGUGCUCUUAUUACUAUAACGAAUACUGCUGCUACCACUGCUACUACUGCAACCACUAAGACAACCAAUGGUGCAGCCACAACGACUCCUCCAGUAACAAGGACCAUCACAACAGUAAACGCUGCAGGUGCUCCAAUAACUAUAACAACAACGGGGGCCGCCGCUGCAACUGGUGCCUUAGCAGCUGCAGUUGCCAAUUCUCCUACAACGGCCACAACUUUAGUUCCAUUCACUUCAGUGAUUGUUACUACAAAUGUUGCAAAUGUACCAGUUACUUUGACUACUGUAAUUACCCCAAUUCAAUCUUUGAUCACUACAGUGAAUGCCGCUGGUGUUACAGCUACUUUAACUACUACAAUAUUACCAACUGCCAAUGCGGCUACUGCAGCCACAACAGCUACUGCUGUAACGCCUAUCCCAACCGUCAUCACAACAACAAAUGAUCUAGGUAUUACAGUGACGUUGACCUCUACCUUGACUCCAAUCUUAUCUACCUAUACUACCACCAAUGCAGCAGGACUACCUCAAACAAUCACAACAGCAAGAUUACCAACGACCGCCACGACGGCAGUGGCUACUGCUGUUGCUACCACCGCAGUGGGUAGUACCUCCUUAAUUACCACUACAAACGCUGCUGGUAUCAUUGUCACUUUAACUACUGUCAUUCCGGUCUCUAGUUCUUCAUCAAAGGCUACGGUAACAACGACAGAGAAAUAUACGGGUACAAGACCAGAUCCUUCUACUGAAUACACACCACCACCACUCUCCGCAGUCACUACAAUCCCAAUUGAUACAUAUUUAACAUUGACAGAGGGAACUACAAGAACAUACACCACUACUAGAGCUAAGACGUCUAUUUGGGUUACCAUAACUUCUCAAGGUCAUUUAAUCACCGCACCAACUACUUUUGCUCAAAGAUUUAGUCAACAAUACGUUACUGUGGCAUCUCCAUCAUCUGGAUCCAUCGGUAUGGGCAGCCAUUCGGGUACUGUCGGGGUCAUUAAGACAAAUAUGGUAUCAACGAUAUCAAAUUCUACUAAUAUGGCAUCAACUAUGUACCUAUCAUUAUCUGGGAUCAUUAUCGCUUUGAUUUCUUGGAUCUUAUAA
This is a messenger RNA of Naumovozyma dairenensis CBS 421, 1305 nucleotides long. It is a transcript of the gene KRE1, whose product is annotated as Kre1p. Bases 1 to 1305 code for a protein of 434 amino acids. Gene Ontology annotation, biological process: fungal-type cell wall organization. NCBI's taxonomy places the organism in Eukaryota, Fungi, Ascomycota, Saccharomycetes, Saccharomycetales, Saccharomycetaceae. The transcript has a single exon. The record is from RefSeq and is a predicted model, not a curated record.